Messenger RNA from Chelmon rostratus (copperband butterflyfish), 5816 nucleotides. It is a transcript of the gene cramp1, whose product is annotated as cramped chromatin regulator homolog 1. The record is from RefSeq and is a predicted model, not a curated record. Lineage: Eukaryota; Metazoa; Chordata; Actinopteri; Chaetodontiformes; Chaetodontidae. Bases 91 to 3657 code for a protein of 1188 amino acids. Gene Ontology annotation, biological process: pattern specification process. Gene Ontology annotation, cellular component: nucleus. The transcript is spliced from 20 exons. Gene Ontology annotation, molecular function: chromatin binding.
GAGCAAGGAGAGGGCAGAAAGCGGAGAGAUCGGUCUAGGUUUUAUUAUGCUCAAUUUGAUCAGUGUUUGCCAAUCUAACCGGUCGGACUCAUGGUGAAGAGAAAGAAGACGUCACCUACUACCGAAGAGCACGAAAAUGGCAUGACACCGGGCUCCAGGGAGGGGAUCGGUGUCGAUGGGAGGAGGAAUCCGUCCAGAAAGCCCGAAGGUUGCGACGAGGAGGAGAGCGGAGAGCAGGCGAGCGAGGAGCGCAGUACAAAGGGAGACGACGGAGUGGAAAUUCUUAAUCCAUCAGCCACGGGUCUCAGCCCCGGUUCAGCUCCGGUCCUCCCCGCCUCUCCACCGAACCGAGCCGGGUUAGGCUCGACCCAGCAUCCCCAGACCUCAGCGGAGCCCGCCCCUCCGUGUCACGACCAGCAUCAUUUUCUCCGAUCGAGCGUUCGACCUCCGAGCAAACGUAUCCGGAAGGAUUCAAUCGGCUCGACCGUCAAUGGACAUGGCGGGGCAAAAUCGAAAGGGGCAGAGAAUGGCUCCUCUUCCCAGGGGACAGUGGGACAGUCGGGGCCGGUGGCCAACUCCACAGGGGGAGUGUCCAAGGCCUCCAAGGGCCAAGGGUCUGCUGAGAAGGAGGAACAAGCUGGUAACCAGAAGAGGGCCCGUCGACAGUGGGAGUCCUGGAGCGCAGAGGACAAAAACAGCUUUUUUGAGGGACUGUAUGAGCAUGGGAAGGAUUUUGAGGCUAUCCAGAACAAUAUUGCAAUGAAGUACAAGAAAAGAGGCAAGCCAGCCAACAUGGUGAAGAACAAGGAGCAGGUCCGCCACUUUUACUACCGGACCUGGCACAAGAUCUCCAAACACAUUGACUUUGCCAAUGUGUAUUCCAGAGUGCUGAAGAAAUCCUCUCAAGAACUGUACGGUCUCAUCUGCUACGCCGAGCUCCGCAAAAAAGUUGGAGGCUUAAUGGAUGACAAGAACGUGGCAAAGCUCAACGAACUCAUCCAGCAGGGGGCCACCACCGUACGCUCCAAAGGGAGGAACUUGCGAAUCAAAGCACCCAUGUGCCGUGCACUGAAGAAACUUUGUGACCCAGAUGGAGUGAGCGACGAGGAGGACCAGAAGCCAGUGCGUCUACCCCUGAAGGUAGCUGUGGAGCUUCAACCACGCAGUAACUACUCCUGGGCCCGCGUUCAGAGUCUAGCCCACAACCCUCGACUCAGGAUGGUGGUGGAGCUUCACAGAAAAGUCUCCAGCCUCAUUGAGUACCUGAAACAGAAGUGGGCGUACCAUGACCAGCGGAUUCUAAACAGUCUCAUGGAGAGGGAGGCUCUGGAGGGCGGCCAGUCGAGCACAGCUUCUCCCAGCAAAUCCCAGCGGGAGGAGCUCUUUCUUUUCCCAGCUGAAAGCAGCACCUUGACCACACUGCCUGGUGUGGCACGUGUGGUUCACUCCAAGGCCUCCUGCACUGUACACUGGCUAGAGAGUGGCAAGAACCGGCCUAACGCCAAGGAAUUGCCAGCUGCCCAGAUUCUGGGUAUUCACACGGCUCCACCGCUUCGGACUGGCACUAAAUCUGCACGGGGAGGCGCUACCACCACCACCGCUGCUGCUGCUACUGGUAGUGCUUCAGUGACUGUAUUGGGUGAUAGUCGUCGAACUGAGCCCCUUAACCCUGAGCCUUCACAAGACAAUUCUACAAAGCUAGAGGAGAAGAGACCUCAGUCUGUUUCUGUCCCCGCUUCCUCUCAGCAGACUGUGGCUCCUAGGGAGGAUGGAACUGGGAUGGGACCCUUUGAGGGAGGCAGGACCAGUACUGGUGUAGAGGCCAGUGGUGGUUUAGUAUUGUCCAAAAGCAUGGAGAAGUUGUGUACUGGUACAGAAAGCUCAUCGGAGCAAUGCAAAGAGGAGCAGAGCGCCAGCACCUCCUCCCCAGAGGCCAGCCAGACUCCUCCAGCCAAACCCGCAGUGGCUGGCUCAGAGGAGGGAAUGUCGCAGGGCUCUGCACCAGCCAAAGAACGGGCUGUUGAGCAGAUCAGAGAGGAGGGCUGGAGCGCCCGUGACGCAGAGAACGUCACCCUGGCUGAGCUCUACCUGAUGUUUGGGAAGCCUGGCAAGCUGCAGUUGGAGUAUGAGUGGCAGCCCAUUGCAGUUCCCUCCAGCAGCCAAGAAAACGGACAAGCCUUGGCACAGCCAAAGCCCAACCGGACACACCGUGUUUUGCGCUGCCUGCUCAAGCUGGUUGCCACUGAGGUCAAUCCUAAACCUUUGGCUCCAGAGUUGUGCUCUACAGCCACAUCGCCGCUCAAGACCCAUCAGGAGGAGCAAAACCAGGCUCUCACACCACCAGGGAAAGGUCCCAUAGCGGGCGUUCGCAGCCCCAGCUGUGGCCGGCAGCAGGCCUCUGUCCGAGGAGCCAGGUUACACCUGCCAAAUGCUGGAGCAUCAGGUGGACGCAACCUCCCCCGCUCUCUGCUGGGGUCGACUGCGGGCAGCGACUCAGAAGGCGGUGUGUUUGCGGUCCCCACCACGCUGCCCCCCAACAGCUCGCGGCACAACAGAAUGUUUUCUCCCAACAAGGAGGCUGAGCUCGCCUUCAGACAGCAGCUUGACUCUAUCAGUAUGCAGUCAGAUCUUUUCCUUUCUAGACAGAGAAAACCACGAAACAGACAGCUUCGGAAACCACUUGUUGUUCAGCGAACACUCCUACCCCGAACUACAGGAGAUACUCCGCAGCAUGUCUGCUCCUUCUCCAUCCUCUCCAACUCCUCUGCCACAGGAACCGGAUCUUUCCGGCCAAUCCACACUCGCCUGGCCCCUUCCUCCCGCCCUCCCCCGUCCAAAGCUUCCCCCGCAGCUGCCAGCUCUGCAGCGGCCAGCCAGCUCUCUAGUGCCAUUGACCUGGCAGCUAAGUCUGCAGGCAUCAUCCCUGGCAGUCCCUGUCGGGAGCUGAGUUCUCCCUCUGUUGACAACAGCCCCCUGCUCACCGCCACGCCCGUUGUUGAUGCUGAACCAGACUCUCAGCUCCUUCAGCACAACGUCCCAGAGAACGGUGUGCCUCCACCAUCUCCUGGAGUGAGCGGUGGCGGGGACUCUCUCCUCUCUCCACCCAGUGUGGCCUCGCUUCUGGACAUCUCUCUCCCUGGCCCCCCCGAAGAGGCUCUCGCCCCCGGAGACCCUCAAACACACAUCAGUGACUCCAUCAUCGAACUCGCCAUCAACUCUGCCCAUUAUGGUGAGGAGGCUGCUCUCUCUCCAGCCAAGCUGGGUAACAGUGACAGCUCCAAACUGUUGGCCUCGUCUCCCUCAGUCAGCCCGUCCAGAGGCUGGAUCCCAUCGCCCAGCCACGACCCCCAGUGGUACCCCAGCGACUCGUCUGACUCCACACUGGGAUGCCUUCUCUCCAGCAUGGUCUCUCCUGAUAAGGGCCGGCGGACCACCCUAACCCCCUCUGGCCCCUCCAGCGGCACGGCUUUGCUUGGUCCUAGCCUCCUGGACUGCAACUCCCAUGACUCCUUUCAAUCCCGUGGCCUUCCUGAUGUGGCAGAAAUGGACUCCCAGCUUGCUUGUAUGAUGAGUGAGAGCAGCGUGGACUACAUUGCUCGCUUCAAUGACCUGGCUCAGGAGCUGGCUGUGACCGAGCCCUCAAUCCCACCGCCCUGAGGAAGACCCGGCUCCACUGAACCACAGCCACCCAAAGGACACGAGUUGCCGAGUGACCCAAGGAGGGGUCUCUCCUCGCUGUCUAGACUGUCGCCACGCUGUCCCUUCUACUUUGGAGCAACGGCGGCUGUGGAGAAAUACCAACCCCCCUAAAGCCAUCCCUGCCCUGUUUGUAAAAGUGCAAUAAUAAUGGUGAACCUUGACCUUUGUUCAAAGCGAGUUUGAAACGAGUUUGUUUCACUGAACUGUUGUUUAAGGUGAAAUGCCCUUUAAAAACACUUUAGAAAAACAAAUGCGUUUACAAAAUACAACCUCAUGUACAGGAAAAUACUAUGCCAUAUCUGAACAAAAUAUUUUCACUUAUCUUUUAUGUCUCCUCCUGCUCCGUGUGUGUGUGUGUGUAUGUAUGUAUGAAUGAGUGUGUUUGUAUGUGUGUGUUUGUGUGUGUGUCUGUCGUCUACUCUCUCAGAUCAAGCCCCAAAAUGUGUAAAUCCACCAAAAUGUGCAGUUCAGAUCCCAGCUGGGGGCAAACAGCCACCGGAAGGUGAUUUUGAAAGUUAUGGCAGUGAGAAAGCGGGCGCGAGUGGUGAGAUAGUUGUUUCUAUUCAGUUGUUGCUGUGGCCUCAGUUGCAAAAGCAGAGCACAUCACAGCAGGGCAGGUUGAAGUCAAAUCCUUUGAUGCUGCCCUCCUUUUUCACGUGCUCUUGAUCGGUUCAGGUUUUACAGAUUGCAUUUUAGGAACAUAGCCUGUCAUGUGUGUUUGGAAUCAGGUUGGCAAUUUCUUAUGGUCACAUGCAAAAUGGCAGCUUUUUGUUGGUCGCUCUACAGAUGUGAACAUCUGCAGCUGCUACCCUUGAAUUUUGUGCUGAAAUCACAUUGGAGUUCAGUGUCCACCACCAGUGGCUUCAUGCAGUUUUCUUUACUUUUAAUGUAAGUUGAGAUGCAGUGGUGUUCAGGUUGGUUUGUUGCAUAACAGGUCACUUAUGUUUCACUUCCUGUUUCUCUUUUUACGUGUCAAUUAUACACCGAGACAUUUAUUUUUGGUCUUUUAAAUAAUGUUGUCGCAGCAGUUGUGAGUCUUCCCUUAGCCACAAUGAUAAAAACCAUUGCUCAUUUACUUUAGCUUUUUUGCUUGUACCUUGCACCUCAAAGAGGCAAGUCGAGUUGCUUUCAGUCAAAGACUCAACAGAGACGCCUGUAUCCUAUAAUGUGACCAACUAUAUUUCGAUUUUCAUUGACAGUCAAAUUAAAAAUACACUCCAUUUCCACAAAGUCAAGUACGAUAUAAAAUCAAACACUAAAGCCACACUCCUUAUUUCACGUUUUUCUGAGUCGUGUAGUCAGUCUUUAAUCACUAGUAAAACCUUCUGAUUGGUUGUGCUCAAAACAUUAAUUCCGCAGUGACUAGUACUGAUACAGGAGGCUAACAACACUAUGACUUAUGUCAACAUGAUUGGCUUCUAAACAUGGUCACCAUCACUUUAAUGUCAGCCCACUUUGUAUGUGAUGAAGUUAAAAGGAAAUGGAUGCUUUUAAGUUCUUUCUCUUACUUUCCACGUGUAGUUUCACCAGUGCGAUGUACUGUUGUUCACAGCAAAUACACACGUACCGUCAAACGUCAAGACUCGCUGCAUCCAGAUGUUCUCUAAAUUUCAAUUAACCAGCACCAUCGAUAUGCAGUAUUGUGAACAUUUUGCCUCAACAUGUUUAACUUCAUCUGAGUGUAAAUUGCAGGAGAGCUUUUGUUGUCGUCCCAUCAGUGGGAUUUAAAACGGUCUCCUUUAAAGCACCUUGGGGGCUUUGACUCUACAAUGUAAAAGCUCUUGUGACGUUCAUCCGUUUGUGAAAGGCAUCUGAAAAGACUUUGUCUUGUCACGCUAGAUAAGAAACAAGGAUUAUUCUUAAUAAGGAAUAAAUAGAAGGUUUUCUCUUUGAAUCUGGCAUGUUUUGUUUUUUUUUCUGUUGGAUUUAUUUGUACAAAUGUCAAUUCCAGUAUUCACUGCUCUUUUGUAAAAUAAUGUAAAUUGUUAUUUGGAGUAUUUAUUGUUAACAUUUCAGAAAGUGUUUUGUUUAACUUAAUAUUAAGAUGACAUCUAAAAAGGAAAAACCUGUUUUAAGUUUGUAAAAGGUGUUUUUAUUCUGUGUAUAAAGAUAGUUCA